AUCUUCUCUGUCGAACAAACAGCGCGACACAGUGAGCAAGAAUGUGGAGAAGAGCUUUCUGUAAUCUCUCAAAAAGACCCUUUUCUUCACAACCUGAAAUACCCACUUUGUAUUCCUUUCUCCAGCCUUCAAUUUUUUCCUUAAAAAGAACUGAAUCACCUUCUACAACCCCACCAAAACCCCAUAACCAAACCCCUCUAACCUUAACACAAGAACACAAAUCUAAUCUUGAAUCCACUCUUCUAGAUUCAAUCAAAAGUAACAACACAGAUGAAGCAUGGAAAUCAUUCAAGACUCUUUCAAAUUACUCUGCUUUCCCAAGUAAGUCACUUACCAAUUCAGUAAUCAUUCAUUUGUCAUCACUGAAUGAUACCCAUAACAUAAAAAGAGCAUUUGCAUCAGUAGUUUUCUUGUUAGAGAAGAAACAAGAAUUGUUAAAGCCUGAAACUGUACAUGUACUGUUGAAUUCAAUGAGGGAUGCUAAUAGUGCUGCCCCUGCUUUUGCUUUGGUGAAGUGUAUGUUCAAGAACAGAUUUUUCGUCCAUUUUAGUCUCUGGGGUGAUGUUCUUGUGGAAAUUUGUAGGAAAAAUGGUAACUUUGGUGGGUUUUUACAAGUUUUUAAUGAGAAUUGUAGGGUUGCUAUUGAUGAGAAGUUGAAUUUCUUGAAACCUAGUUUGGCAGCUUGUAAUGCUGCACUAGAAUGUUGUUGUCGAGAGGUUGAAUCGAUUACUGAUGCGGAGAAAGUGGUGGAGACCAUGUCAGUUUUGGGUGUUAGGCCUGAUGAAUGUAGUUUUGGUUUACUAGCUUAUUUGUAUGCAUUGAAGGGUCUUAAAGAGAAAAUGGCUGAGUUAGAAGGUUUAAUAAGUGGAUUUGGUUUCCCGGAUAAAGGGGUUUUUCUUAGUAAUUUGAUUAGCGGAUUUGUAAAGUGUGGUAAUUUGGCGUCUGUUUCAGCAACUAUUCUUCAAGGUGUAAGAGAAACGGAUGGACAAGGAUUAUGUUUUCAAGAAGUAACUUAUAGUGAAGUAGUAAGUGGGUUUCUUCAAAAUGGGAGCAUAAAAGAUUUAGCUACGUUGAUUGGUGAAACUCAGACCUUGGAAUCUCCAUCUGUGAUUGUUGAGAGAUCCGUUGGAUAUGGCAUCAUAAAUGCUUGCGUUAAUCUUGGGUUAUUGGACAAGGCACACAUGAUAUUUGAUGAAAUGAAUGCUCAGGGUGCUUCUUUAGGUCUUGGAGUCUACCUUCCAAUACUGAAAGCAUAUUGCAAAGAGCAAAGAACCGCUGAAGCAGCUCAACUGGUGACAGACAUAAGCAGUUUAGGUCUCCAGUUGGAUGUUGCUACCUAUGAUGCUCUAAUUGAAGCUUCAAUGUCAUGUCAAGAUUUUCAAUCUGCAUUUUCUGUGUUUAGGGACAUGAGAGAAGCAAGAAUACCUGACUUGCAAGGGAGUUACUUGACAAUCAUGACCGGUUUAACAGAAAGUCAUCGACCUGAGCUCAUGGCAGCUUUCUUGGAUGAGAUCGUUGAGGAUCCUAGAAUUGAAAUCGGAACGCAUGAUUGGAACUCCAUCAUCCAUGCCUUCUGCAAGGCUGGACAGCUAGAAGAUGCAAGGAGGACUUUCAGGAGAAUGACCUUCCUUCAGUUCGAACCAAAUGAGCAGACAUAUCUUUCUCUAAUAAAUGGAAAUGUGACCGUGGAGAAGUAUUUCAAUGUUAUGAUGCUGUGGAAUGAAGUCAAAAGAAAGGUUUCUGCAGAAGGGGAAACAAAGUUAAAACUAGAUAGUAGCCUGGUUGAUGCGUUUCUGUAUGCAUUGGUUAAAGGGGGCUUCUUUGAUGCAGUAAUGCAAGUCGUGGAGAAAUCUCAAGAGAUGAAAAUUUUUGUUGAUAAAUGGAGAUAUAAACAAGCAUUCAUGGAGAAACAUAAGAAGCUCAGAGUUUCAAAGUUAAGAAGGAAAAAUCGCGGUAAAAUGGAGGCACUUAUUGCUUUCAAAAAUUGGGCGGGUUUGAGUGCUUGAUGGGUCUCAUAUCUGUCGCUUGCCUAUUUUGCUUGAUCUGAAUGCUGUAUGAAGCAUCUUGCUACUGGGUCCUAAAAUACUCAAUUUAACAUCAAAGGUUUUAGGCUUUCGAUGCUGGCACAACAAGUGCCAAAUUGUUUUUCAGGAAGCUCUCCCGGUAAGUAUAAGCUGCAGAGCCUCUAUCAUGUGACACAGAUUGAAGAUGUAUUAUGCUUGCUAAACCAUAUGGAAAAGUGUGAUUGUAACUUCCAAGAAGCAGGAUUAUGCUCUGGGUAAAACACCAGUCUCCUUGAGCUAAAUGCUGCAGAAGCACUCCAAAGACCACUAUUCCUAUCUGGCUAUAGCCUGCAUACUCUAGAAGGUUCUAUAUCAUGAAACCUUUCUUCUUAUUUGUAACACACUUGUAUAAGAUUUUUCCUUUAGCAGGAGAAAUUGGCAUUGUGAGACCAGAAGCAGUGAAAGAAAGUACCCCGGUGCUUGUAGAAAAACUCAACAAAUGAUUUAAUAUACCUACAAAUGCAUAACAUCCUUGGUUGGUCACUCCUUUUGAUGAUGUUACUGGCCAAAAUGAGUAUGGUAGAGUAUUUUGUUGUUCAACUCUUGAAUAGGUGACAAGGAGCAUAUUUUGCCUGUACAAAUUGUAAGAGUUUCUCCCUCUCCCUCUAGCGCGGUUAGAUGUUAUAAAGUCUUUUUUUUAUAAAUAAAAGGUCAUUUUGUUUUUUGUCUUGUUGUUUGCUUUUAAAAUUGUUUGAUGAUAUGGAUACCCUUAUGUUAAGUUGUUUUCUUGGGAUUCCAAGAGAUGAAGCAGAGGAUCAAUUAUCUGCUAUGGACAUCGAACAUGAUUCUUCUGCAGUUGCAUUGAUUGUUGCUGGAGUUGUAUCCAAAAGGGAAAAGUUACCUGAAAUUCAACUUUUGGUUCUUCGGUUAGCAUGAUUGUCAAGAGCUGUUAUUGAUUUCUUUGUAUUGGUUUCACAUAGGGAUGUAGGUAGAAUUAGUUAAUGUUCACCGUCAAUCAAGUUAUACUGAUUUCUAUGAUGUAAUUGUUGUGCUAGAACAGCCAUCUUUUU
Molecule: messenger RNA, 3073 nt
Organism: Solanum stenotomum
Lineage: Eukaryota; Viridiplantae; Streptophyta; Magnoliopsida; Solanales; Solanaceae
Product: pentatricopeptide repeat-containing protein At1g69290-like
Exons: 1
Coding region: 42-2006 (654 amino acids)
Molecular function (GO): protein binding
Source: RefSeq, a predicted model, not a curated record